This is a messenger RNA of Fimicolochytrium jonesii, 4444 nucleotides long. RefSeq lists its product as uncharacterized. Gene Ontology annotation, molecular function: RNA binding. Lineage: Eukaryota; Fungi; Chytridiomycota; Chytridiomycetes; Spizellomycetales; Powellomycetaceae. The record is from RefSeq and is a predicted model, not a curated record. The transcript is spliced from 11 exons. Bases 175 to 4323 code for a protein of 1382 amino acids.
UGAAGUUCCCCACCUACUUUUUCUUGCUUCUUUUGACACACAAUCCGUAAUUGUGCUCUUCCAUGCGACGUAACUUAGACAAUAAAAUACCCCGCUUUGCGUGCGAAACAACAAACAUGUUGCAGUGCCUGUUUGCAUAUUCGAAUUGACACUAAUACGCGCUGUCGAAAUGAGAUGUCAUACGUAGCCUGGCUACGUCUCUCCACAACGCGGCACCGUCCCUGUCCCCGAACCGUUCGGUUCAGCGCAAGAGUUCCACAGCGACCACAAGCUUUUACUUGUUUUGGAACACUUUGUGAACACUGUCAAGCUGCGGAAAUGCGAGACGAUGCUAUCGCUGCCGGAUGGGGAGCCGAGCCCAAGUUCACUCCCGACGGAAAAUAUGUGCAAACGUACAUUCCUACGCCGGCUUCGAGUCCUGCACGCCCCUCUACACAGAACAAAACCUUCAACAUUCUAGGAGCUGCCAGUCGCAGUGGCGAGAAUGACAUCGCGCCUAUGCCGUCUUCGACGCUACGCCUGUCAAACAUACAGGAGACCGACUCUCUGACAGUCAUAUGUAACAAUCUUUCGAAGUUUGGUCAAAUUGAUAAAAUCGAGCUCGAGAAGAAACCGACAAAAGAACAUGGCGGGUCGGCUAUCAUCACUUUCGUACACAUUCAGCACGCUAUAGAUGCUAUGUCUCGCAAUGGCAAUGGGCGACUUAGCGGCCGGGUACUGGAGUAUUUCCAUCCUGAACGUCCCGCACAAAUACGAGGGAGCUCCAGGAUGCGUUCGCUGACACCUAGCCGGGGUAGAUCCGAAACUCCAUUUAUGCCCAAUGCAAACAAUUCUGCAGGAUACAACCGUGCCCCGACGCCCCAGAGUGGAUUCCAAGUAGCUAACACGAGUGCAAGCGCUGCUGGCAACCGUGCACUGCCGGCACCCGUGAACGAUGUGUCACAUACGGAUUCGCCUGCCAACGGGAGCCCCAGUCCGGAGAAACGAGCGCGCACUCUCCUUAUCCGCAAUGUGCGGCCUAACACAAGGAACAUGCUAUUGGAAGAGUUCUUCGCAGAAUUCGGGCAGUGCCGUGUAAUCAAGGUCGACAGUAAUUGUACGGAAGUCGAAUUCGACACUGAGAAGAAUGCCAAAGCGGCCAAAGCUCUCGAUAACAACAUCUUCAAUGGGCAACUCAUCAGGGUUUUGCUCGCAAACAGCAUGGUCGAAAGACCAUUGCCCCGGUCUUCCAGAUCACCAAAACCUGAGUUGGCAGCCUAUAUAACGGCGCAUAAAGCUGCUGAUCAGGCAACUGAAAUACCCAAGCAGACGGACUUACAAGCGGAAGAACUUCACGCGGAAAAAGACCAACCGGAUCCACGCACUGUCCAUCCCGCGGCAAUGCAAGAGGAAAAGGAGGAUGUGAACUUAUCGAGGGAAAAUCAAGCUGAGGAAUCCCGUACAGCAAACGAGCCGCCUGCUAGUCAAGUUUAUCCGGCGUCGGUUACUGAAGAUCAAACUCACACCCACUUGACGGCCGUGCACCCCGCGACAGCUGUGGCAACCAUAAACAAUACCAAAGCCGAUGGCAAUCCGGAGAAGCGGGCAAGACAGGAUUCCCCGCCUUCAGAAGAAGGAAAUGAGAAUCGACAAACGACGCGGCCUGUCAGCAAGAAAGCCAAGCAAGACGAACGUCCGGAAUCCGCCAAACCGACGACAAGCACUCAUGAAAGUCAAGCGUCUAUCUCCAAAAAGCGAAGCUUUGACGACGAUUCACGUCCCAGCAACCCAUCCGCACCUCCGGAGGCUGCCCAGGAAAGCGGCCGCGACCGUCCUAUGAUGCAAACCGCACGCCCGGUUAUUGCUACCAAACGGUGGACUUCAGUGGACUGUCGUCCUUCUCUGUCAGGAGAAGAGCCCUGUUUGGAAACUGUGAUGGGAGAUAACAACUCGACUCGCACCUCGGAGAUCAACAUGCGCCCCGAAGAGCAUGACAACAGCUCUGAAAAGCGUGAUAAUACCAGGAUGUCGUCGUUUCACGAACAGACUGUGUCAAGACCGGCCCAACAUCAUGUGGAGCUCGCGCCGGCCUCGGCUUCCAAGAGGAUUUCGACUAGAUUCGCAACGAUGACAGCCCCUUUGGCGCAUUCAGAGUCGCGCAAUCAUGUUGAAAAGGAUAGCUGUCGAAUCAACAAUGCUGUCGAGGAAGGAAAGCCCUUGCAGACCACGGCAUCAUCGGCUAAUCAAGGGGGCAAUGUUCGACAGUCUGCAGCUGUAUCGGUAAGAGUAUCUGUUCCUCGACAUGCAGCUUCGACGCUGUUCAGCGGGAAUCGCGCACCCGCCUCGGUGUCCAACACGGUGCCAGCAUCGUCAAUGGCAGUCGGAUUUCCCGAGGCUCCACAUGCACGGGCAAACGAAGCGUCCCAACAAGAUGUUCCGACACAGCCCAAUGACACAGGCACAUCUUCUGCUGCCUGCGAUACCAACGAAGCAAGCGUGAGUCUCAACAAAGGCCGCGUCCUCACCCUUGCUGACGGCCGUGGGCUUGGCGAACGUAAACGCUCUCCAUCUGCGAGCUCCGAGGAAAUCUUGGCGCCCGAGCCUCCCGCACCGCAAACUACCGCCGUUGAGACCCCCGCGACGGAACCCAACCGCACUAUGUCGGAAGGAACCGAGCAUAAGCGUCGAAAGAAGUUGAGCUGGAGCGAUGACGCGGAUGCUUGGACCACGCCAGUGUGGGAAGGGGAGCUCGUCCUCUCUUUGGGACAUGGCAAGUCAUUGGGAAAAGUUAAGAUGCUGGCACAGCACCCACGAUCUACGACGGUGGACAUGGGGCAGAGGCUUACGCUGGAAGUUUCGGACGAGGAAAUCAUGACCGUCCAGACCAAACUUUUGGAUGAUCCCCGGGCGCGAGUUUUCUUGAUGCAGUCGGUUUGUGGAAACGUCCUCGGGGCGAACUUCGUGGAUGCCGAGGGACUUAUCAAAGUUGGUCUCCUCUGCCUGGCUGGAGACCAAGUGUUCUGCGUGGUCCCGAGCAUUGCCUUCACCGAUCCGCCCGCCAGCGUUGGUCGAUUUACGGCUCAGGGAAGGAAUAAAAGCGCUUUCGACAAAAUGCUCGUAGCUGUCUACCUGGAUCGCCGAAAGCCAAUGCCGCAGAUGUCUUUGUCUCGAGCGUUCGACACUGAACAUUGGCGGCUGACUGCCGUGAUUGCGCCCAUUGGAUGGACAAAGCAAAAUGCUUCGGGGACGGAUGACGACGCUGGAUGGUUCGAGCCUACUUCACAAAUGCAGCAAACCUACCACAAGGUAUCACAAAGGCAGCAAAUCUCGUACCGCGAUCGCGAUAUUCGUAGUGUUGCCAAGUCCAACGAUGAGGGCGGGGUUUUCGAACGAGCCAUGCAACAACGCCAUCGCUUUCUUGAUCCGGAUGAGCAUCACGUUCCUGACGAGACACAUGCAUUCCGACCGGAGAAACAUGCAAAGUAUCCGAAAUUCCCUGCUAUUCCCGACAUCUAUCAAAUGGAAAACUGCACAGAGCGCGGACGAGAAGUCAAAGGGUUAAGGCCUAUCGAUCCCCACAUGCCUCUGCAAGACUUCUGGCGAAACAGUAAUCGCAUGUUCGUGUUUACCGAUGUCGAUUCUGGCUUCAUCAGUCUGUCGAGAUGGAUGAGGCAGCAGUACAACGCCACUUCGAUCAAGCCAUCCGACAACGUCGAUGUAGUCAUGGUUCAGGAUGAGGAGGUUACCAGCCCACCCGCCUUCGAUCCUCAACUCGUCCCUGACACUCCGAAGCCAGCAAUGGUCGUUGCGCCAUCUUCGCCGCAGCCUCCCUUCAAGACCACUGCUUGGCGAGGGAUUAAACGAAUCGGGCGCGUCAUGAUACGGCUAGCCUUCUGGACCUGCAUUGCGGCAGGAUGUCUCCUCCUCGCCGUCUUAGCGGUUGAUGCAACGUUGGAGGCAGUGCGCCCGAUGUCAAGCUCCGAAGCGAACAAGUACGGCCAACCGAAACCCAGGAUGAGCGCAGAUUUCCGAACACCUGCAACUCCACCGCAGAGGAUCAGGACGACCCCAGCUAUAUUGAACAAACCGGGCUCAACCGUCAAAGUCGAUAUUCAACAAUUUCCCCUCAAAAUCGAAAAACAGCAGAUUCGAGAAAGAAUCCAACGCUUGCAAGAUUUGAUUUCUCGCAAUAGAAGCGCAAUGCAAGGUGUUUCCGAUGCCACCAGCCCCGGCGCCGAGUUCAGAGACAAAUGCAUGGAGACGGAUAUGGAACUGAAGUCGAGGAUUCUCGAAUUGCAGAGUCGCCUCAUCGCUCUAGAGUCUUCAGAAUCUGGCGGCUUUUGAGGGAAGCUUUUAAAGGUUUUCAUUUCGAGGUUCACCUCUAUCAGCAGUCUAUUCGAAUUAUGUAUAGCGUGGGGUCCGGGCCGCAGAGCGAUCAUCAAACAAACGAUUUCGAUGAUCGAGC